AUGAAAAAAACAAAAGAACACGCGGUUGGGAUCACGGGAUUCAUCACUCCAAAAAUAGAGGCCUUCGACCGCGACAAGACCAUCGCGCCAACCGCGACUCUGUUGCUUUAUGCGGCAGCAUUCACCGUGACUCUUGCCGUGCGUGGAUGGUUAGUGACCGCGCGCUACGGCGCCGACUGGCACGCGACCGACAAGUCCAACCGGCUGGCAGAAGCCAACGCGGCGCUGUCCACUUCCACCGCUGCGACUCCCGCUCCAGCCGCACCUCCUGCAGCGUCACAGCCUGCACCAGCCUCCGCCUCCGCCUCCGCUUCCGCACCGGACCUCCGCGCGUGGUGCCGGCAACGCUACGGCAACGACCGGCAUAGCAUUGACAAGACGGCGCGGCUGGCAGAGGCCCGCGCGCAGCCCUCGCAUCCGGCGAUGAUGGAGCCAAGCAAGCGCCUCAUCGUCGUCGACAGAUUCAGCCUCGUCGUCCUCCUCGUCCUCGCCUGCGAGGUUGUGGCCACCCCGAUCGGCGCCAGCCUCUCGCGCACAGCCCGCGGAUCUUUAUUACCGAGAGCAAUGUCUUUGCACGACUUGCAGAAUGGCGAGUAG
Messenger RNA from Emiliania huxleyi CCMP1516, 597 nucleotides. RefSeq lists its product as hypothetical. The coding region runs from base 1 to 597 and encodes 198 amino acids. The transcript has 3 exons. NCBI's taxonomy places the organism in Eukaryota, Haptophyta, Isochrysidales, Noelaerhabdaceae. The record is from RefSeq and is a predicted model, not a curated record.